AUGGGAGUUUUAGGGCUAUGGAAGCUAAUUGAACAAUCCGGUAAACCGAUUCCAUUAGAUACUUUGGAAAACAAAGUGCUGGCUGUUGAUAUCUCCAUAUGGCUCCAUCAGGUGAUAAAAGGGUUCCAGGACUCGAAAGGUAGCGCCUUACCAAACGCACAUGUUCUUGGUUUGUUUCACCGAUUGUGCAAACUGAUGUACUAUCGCAUAAAACCAAUAUUUGUGUUCGAUGGUGGCGUUCCUAUUUUAAAGAAACAAACGAUUGCAAAACGUAAUCAAAGCAAAAACAAUUACCAAAAUGAAGCGGACCGUAUACAACAACUUUUGCUUGAGACUUUGGCAAAGGAGAAGGUUGUACAACAGGCUCUUGGUUCGGCAACCAACAUUCUCAUAUCACCGUCGAAAAAAGCCAUCACUAACGACGGUGCCGGUCCGAGUAAGCAAAAUCGAGAGGAGGAACCGGAUGCCAUGUUCAAACUGCCCCCUUUGAAAGCUCCUGAGGAAUCGAACGAAUUAGAUAAGAGCGACAGCUCGAUGGACGAAAAAACAUCGCGAAAUUAUUAUCACCUAAAUUUGAAUGCGAUUGAUGUGACCAGCAUUUAUUUCAAAAACCUACCCGCAGAUGUCCGACACGAAAUCUUAAACGACAUUAAAGAAACUCGUAAGCAGUCGUCCUGGGGAAGGUUGCACGAACUUCCCGUGGAAAGUAAUUCAUUUUCGUCAUUCCAAAUGAAUCGCUUGUUGAAACGACGCCAGGUGCAGGUAGAACUGGAGGAAGCUGAGAAGGAAAUGGGCGGAAAAUGUCUCUCGUUGGCAGAGUUGGAAUCAUUGAUGAAUGAGGAAGGCAUCGAUACCUCGUCGAGUAAGGCAGCACAAAAAAUCGCUUCCGAUGAAAACACGAGAUUUCUGCUAGUACGGGAUGUUCAAAAAGCGAUAGAGAAGGCAAAAGCUCGAGAAGAAGCGGACAAACUUGCUCCAAAACCUCCUAAACUUGCGAAGCUUACUAGGGAGGAAGUAGACGCCAAAUUGCAAGAAGUGAUCGAUGAUAAAGAAAUGGAUGAGGAGUUGCAGUUGGCAAUAAAAAUGUCCCUGAUGCAGGAUGAAAAUCCUCACGCUAUGAUCGAUCUGGACGAUGAUGAUUUGCGUAUGUCGCGAGAACAGAAACAAGCGCUAGGAAAUGCUGCCCAAAGUUUGGCUCGUGGGUUUAUGCUCGAGUAUGGUGGACUUACAACCGAGGAAUUCAACGAGUUGCUACACCAGACGCAGGAUGUCGAUAGUGGCGAUGUAAACGAUUCAAUGUCUCAGAUGUUUGUUCACAAUGAAGUGUCAAUCAUUGAUCCUACGCUCGAACCUGUCCAUGAGCUUCCUGAUGAAGAUGUGAUUGAAGUUGAGGAUGAUGAAAAAAAUCUUGAAACAGCAUACACUGAAGCAGAGACAGAAUCAGAUUCGGAUUUUAUUGACGUGCCAGAGGACAGUGAUUCACCGCUGCCAAGUAUUACGUUGCCGCUCAAUGCCACCAACCACUUCAAACCCCAUUAUAAACCGAUCGUGGAUUUUACUAUCGACGAUUUGAAUUGUUUAGAUAAGACAGCUGUUUCUGAUACGAAAAAAGUACUCGAAGUGGUUAUCAAGCAAGAUGAUAUCGGUGCUUGCGACAAGGACGAUAUAUUUGCUGAUAUCUUUACUGAAAAAGAAAGUGACCCGAUCAAAAUGGAAACGAAUGCAGAACAGACAAACAAACGAUUGAUCAGUAUACCUACAGCACCGAUGAUCAGUAUACCUAGCGAACAAGUGAAAGAAUUUGCAGCCAAGGAGGAUAAUUUGGAAAUGGCUGAAUGCAUAGUUGCAACGAAAAUUGCUGUUCCUAAGGCGCCUUUUGCAUUAAAAAUAAAGAACGUAGACGACAUCAACGCACAAUUGAAGGAGGAACUCGAAAACCUCAAGAAACGUCCCCAAGCCAUCGAUCUAGGAAGCUCUAGUAACCAGCUUGUGUUGUCUAAUUUGAGUGGUCUCGAACCAAGUACAAAAUUGGAAACCAUUAAUGAGAUGCUGAAGCAGCAGCUUGAGGAUCUUAAAUUGGGGAAAAGUACAUUGAACUUGGAUGAAAUUAAACUCGAUGCUGCAACGAUGGAUGUUGGAAAGGGCACUUCUAAAGAAAUCGAAGAUCACGAUGACAGUGACACGACAAUCAUAUAUGAUGCUGAUGACGCUGAUUCUGGAGACAAAAUAGCUUCUGAAACGGAAAAACUCGAAGGCGAAGAGAAGAAUGAUCUAGCUUCCUCUUCAACGAAGGAUGACGCAGACGUACAUGUGUCUGAUUCCGUUCCCGUAAUAGAAAUUCUAGACAGCCCACACAAAAAAGGAACGUUGGAACAUUUGGUUCUUUCUCGGACACCUGGAAAGGAUUCACAGAAGCAAUUGCCUGAGGAAUCGAUUCCUUACGUACCGCAGCCUUUCUUCGUAAACAAAACGCCUACGAAGUCGCCUUCGAAGGAAGCAAUUCAAAAGAAUGAAACCGAAAAGGCAAAUGGCUCUGGAAAAUCUGUAUCCAAAGAGCUGUUUCCUCCAAAGGAUGACUCCGAGCCAAAGCCAUCUACAAGUAAAGCAUCAGUUGCUGCCCUGGAACCAAAGCCAGUCAGUGCUGAAAAUCUUAUCACCGAAAUGGCGGACACGUUGAAGGAAUCGCACACUACGUCGGAACUUUAUAGGAUGGCGUUGGAUUUGGAGCAAACUGAGCGCGAAUUGGAACGCGAAAAGAACAAACAAUCUCGCCUCGGUGUGUCCAUUACCGAUCAGAUGCGCAGCGAUUGCAUGGAGCUAUUGCAGAUGUUUGGCGUACCGUACAUCGUCGCACCGAUGGAGGCGGAAGCACAGUGUGCAUUUUUGAAUCAGAUCGAAAUGACGGACGGAACAAUCACAGACGACAGUGAUAUCUGGCUGUUCGGUGGGCAGCGAGUGUACAAAAAUUUCUUCAAUCAGCAAAAGCUGGUGUUCGAGUUCACAAUCGAAGGCAUCGAGAAAAUGUUCCACAUGGAUCGCAAAAAGUUGAUCCAAUUGGCACUGCUGGUGGGUAGCGAUUAUACGACGGGUAUACACGGUAUUGGUGCCGUGACGGCUUUAGAGAUAUUGGCUUCGUUCCCACCUACUCCGGAGCAGUCGGGUGAAACGACCGAGCUGAUGUCGAUGCUAUCGGGAUUGAGGAAGUUUCGCGACUGGUGGCAACAUGGUAGAAACGGUGCUACUGGUUCGAGAAUGGCGUUAAAAUCGAAGCUCAAGAAUAUCGACAUUAGUGAGGGUUUUCCAAGCUCGGGCGUAGUUGACGCUUAUUUGCGACCAACUGUCGAUUGCAGCGAGGAGCAAUUUACCUGGGGCUAUCCAGAUGCGGAGCGGUUACGCGACUAUGCGUGCAAGAAAUUCGGAUGGACAGUAACGAAAACGAACGAUAUACUGCUGCCGGUGUUAAAGCGACUGGAUGAGAGGAAAUCUCAGACCUCAAUAAAGAAUUUCUUCAAAGUGCAGAGCGCCGUCGGUCACAACCGGCUGAAGGUGAGUAAGCGGGUGCAGCAUGCUGUCGAUACGAUGGCAGGGAAGAUUGAUCCAAAUGAGGAGAAACCAAAACCCAAGAAGAAAACCCCAACAAAACCAAAACAAGCGGGUAGUCGAAAGCGGAAAGAAACUACUGAAAGGGCGGAGGAAGUAAUGGAUCUCGAUGAGGAUGAAGAAGGAAAAAAAUUUGCCGAAAAAAGUCAACGUGCUGUAUCAGAAGAAGAUGAGGAUUUCAUUUUACCGAAAAAACCCACUAAGAAAACUAAUACAGCUAGCAAACAAGCUGCUGGUACUAAGGGAUCCACCAAUAAACCGAAGCGUAGUCGUAAGAAAGCAUCAACAGAAGAAGAUACAAAAAAAGCGGAGUCUUUGGAUGGCGCACAACAACAAUCAGAAACGGAUGGUUCCAACCCACAACGCCCGGGUCUGGCGAACAUAGCUGGAAUCAUUGCCAACAUCAACCAGCAUUCGGCCGCUAGCAUGGAAGAUGCCAACGGAACCACAGGUGGUCGAAAGAAGCGGGUGGGAAACAAGAUACCCGAUUUCAAUCCUGCCAUUCCACAACGUGUAAAGGAUGAGCAAGAAAUGGUCAAACGGAAGCAGCGAGCAGCUGAAUUGUUUAAGAAACUAAAAGCUGAAGGAAAGAGUAAAAGGAAAUAAGUUUGCUGGUGUGUAUU
Messenger RNA from Anopheles nili, 4223 nucleotides. It is a transcript of the gene mus201, whose product is annotated as DNA excision repair protein ERCC-5. Gene Ontology annotation, cellular component: nucleus. The record is from RefSeq and is a predicted model, not a curated record. The transcript has 4 exons. Gene Ontology annotation, molecular function: DNA endonuclease activity; single-stranded DNA binding. Lineage: Eukaryota; Metazoa; Arthropoda; Insecta; Diptera; Culicidae. The coding region runs from base 1 to 4206 and encodes 1401 amino acids. Gene Ontology annotation, biological process: nucleotide-excision repair.